Messenger RNA from Alternaria alternata, 995 nucleotides. RefSeq lists its product as hypothetical. The transcript has a single exon. The coding region runs from base 129 to 629 and encodes 166 amino acids. Lineage: Eukaryota; Fungi; Ascomycota; Dothideomycetes; Pleosporales; Pleosporaceae. The record is from RefSeq and is a predicted model, not a curated record.
GGUGCACCAGACUUGAUUAACAGUCACCUGCCUGCGAACCUUGGAAGCACUGCAGACAGAAAGUUACGCCGCCGUAAUACAAUACCGCUAACUCAGCCGUUUCGAAAAGCUAUGCACGCCAUGUGACGAUGCUUGCCCAAUCCCCUCUAGCGUUCGCGGAAGCAGCUGAAAACUUCCGCUGGCGCUUCUUUUCCCUAACUCGCCUCUUCCGACACCCUACCCCUGCACGAUUCUGGCCCUCCAGCUGCGCAUGUGCCUGCCCUCGUCGCCAUGGCUGUGCCUCUUGGACCCUGAGUCAAUCCGACUGUCCACACCAGCUAGACAGCCUCACGAGCAGUUUAGCACCGUCGAGAACAGAAAGUACUUUCCCUCCGCGACAGCCUUGUUUUCCGCUUUCUGCUUCCGUCAUUUUGUCAUACGUACUGUCUGCGCAAAUCCCCCGCACUGGGGUUCGGCAACACGGGAUCCUUUCAAUUCUUCCGUGGCGGUCAAGAACAGCCUCUGCAAGUUCUGGUGACAUGGCUGCUUUCGGUGUGGACAACUCCGCCUUUGUCUCUGCGGUUGCGAAUUUUACCGCCUACCACCAACGCUGCACUGGUUAUGUGAAUCCGCAAGCCAUUGUUCGCUAGGUUCCUAGAUGCGUUGGUUAUUCGCAAGGAUGCCAGACCACGCGGUACAAGCCCGGUGGCCACCUGGUUAAAGUGCUGUCCUCGACACCUUUGAGACAUGCCAACUACCCCAGAUAAUCCGCUCUAGAGUUUGGGGUAGCGACAGGUACCCUGUGCUAAGGUGCACUGUGCGCCCACUUGUCCUCCAGUAACUACCAAGUUGGCUGCUCUGCUACGUCAGUCCAGUACACGGCAAUCUCUCGAGGUCAUCUGGGGCGGCUGCCGAAUCACCAAGCCGCAAAAGCAUCAUGUGCGACCGCACGUUAUCGCUGAAUGCGGCGUGAUGUCUGUUUCAUGAGUUGUACACCGGCAGCUACAACUCUACGU